AUGGCUCCGGGAAAAGACUCAGGUUUUCAUAACAAGAUAUUUUCAAAUCUACACGCUUCAAGUUUGACAAGACUUCUUCUUAUGCUUGCGGAAAACCUUUAUCCCGAGAAGAGACUCAGAUUUUCCAGUACAGAACAGAAACCGAAAUGGUGGCCUGCUGAAAUUACUUAUAUCCACCCAACUAAAUUAAAGAAAAGAGACCGUUUGAGCGUGGCAAUCAAGAUUCUCUCUUCCUUUGAGCCGGUUGAUGACUCGGUGCUCACAAGGUUCCAGCGAUUGAGAAAGCAAAGUCAAGAAAAGAGAAGAGCGGACAUGGACGAGCAAGAAUCAUCGCCAUCCCAAUCCUCAGCCUACUACACAUCUGCAGGCGAGUCAAGGUUUGACAGCGGUAACAAAAAGGAUUAG
Molecule: messenger RNA, 405 nt
Organism: Aspergillus uvarum CBS 121591
Lineage: Eukaryota; Fungi; Ascomycota; Eurotiomycetes; Eurotiales; Aspergillaceae
Exons: 4
Coding region: 1-405 (134 amino acids)
Cellular component (GO): nucleus
Molecular function (GO): DNA-binding transcription factor activity
Source: RefSeq, a predicted model, not a curated record